AUGUCCGUACAAAAAGUCGAAACUGAGGUGAAAAUAACUCCUAGCGAUCCGCUUAUUCUUCCUCCGACGAUUACUAAUGAAAAACAGCCGCGUGGAAUUCAUCGAUUUUCCGGUAUUUUCUAUGCUCUGUUUUCGUCUUUUCUCUUCACCUUUUCAACAUUUACAAUCAGACAACUGGGCGUUGACUUACUCGAUGCGUUACUCAUACGUUUUUCGAUUCAACUUCUAUUGACACUCUCAUUUGCGUUACGCAAAAAAUACACACUCCUCAGUGGAACAGGUUUACAAGUAUUUCUACAGAUUAUUUGUGCCUUGACUGGUGCCGGUGGUUUCGUUCUCUUUUCUCUUGCUCUACGUGUAAUCGUGUAUCGUGAACGACCUUCGAUAGGUACAUUGAUAUCCUUGCCAUUAACUUGUCUCGGAGUGGUAUUCGUGACCCAACCGAGUUUUCUAUUCCACUCCAAAGAUGAAACGACCGGCGAUGCUAUUGAAAAUAAGUACCGUAUAUUUGGAUUCAUUAUGGCAUUUGGUUGUGCAUUGACGUCGGCUAUUAAUGUUUUAUUAUUCAAGCAAUUGAUCUCGAUAUCGCAGGACAUUAAGCCAAGUGUAUUGAAUUUUCAUUUUGCAGCGGCAAUGUUCUUAUGUUUGGUGACCAAUCAAAUCUACAAAGUCUUUUAUUUGCAAACAACGUAUUCAUUCGACCAUAUUCUCUCCUGGCGUUUUGCCUUGGCAUCAACUGUUUGUUUGAUCACGAUCCUAGCAAGUAUCCUUACGCAAAAGGCAAUCAAACGCGAACAUCCAGCCGUCUUCUCACUUCUCGGUUCGGCUGAAAUUAUCUUCGCGUUGAUUCUUCAGAAUAUCUUCACGAAAGAUCGUUCAAAUUUAUACGCGCUAUUCGGUUCGACAUUGGUCAUCCUCAGUGUCGUCGUACUCGGCAUCUCCCGAAUCAUCAACGAACGACGACAAGCGAAGAAAACGAAAGAAAACACAAAUCAUUGUUAG
Molecule: messenger RNA, 1002 nt
Organism: Adineta ricciae
Lineage: Eukaryota; Metazoa; Rotifera; Eurotatoria; Adinetida; Adinetidae
Source: the annotation of a GenBank genome assembly